Molecule: messenger RNA, 1380 nt
Organism: Eremomyces bilateralis CBS 781.70
Lineage: Eukaryota; Fungi; Ascomycota; Dothideomycetes; Eremomycetales; Eremomycetaceae
Product: peptidase C14
Exons: 4
Coding region: 93-1022 (309 amino acids)
Biological process (GO): proteolysis
Molecular function (GO): cysteine-type endopeptidase activity
Source: RefSeq, a predicted model, not a curated record
AUCGUCAACACCUUCCGACCUUCGAUUUCCACACUUCUAGGUACUUCUCGGCACAUCAAGAUUCAGAAAGCAAGACGUCCAUUGGAGGAGCUAUGGUCCGAAAAGCGCUUUUAAUUGGUAUAAACUACACAGGGACGAAUCACGCUCUCAGGGGCUGCCACCAAGAUGUAAGGAACAUGAUCGAGUUCCUCGAAUACCAUGGAUUCCAUCAAGAUGAUAUGGUGGUUUUGAUGGACCAGGAAGGUACCGAUCCGCAUGGCUCAUCAUGGCCGACCGGGCAAAACAUCCAAAGAGCUAUCCAAUGGCUGAUCCAUACUCCGAAUGCGUCGCUAUUCAUGCAUUAUUCGGGGCAUGGUGGUAAUAUCCCGGAUCCAGAUGGCACGGGAACCAACGCCACCAUCUGCCCGGUGGACUUCGAACAGCAUGGCCAAAUUGACUCAGAUACGCUUCAUCAGACUCUUGUCACGCCUUUGCCUCCCAGCAGUCAGAUUCACGCUAUCUUCGACUGCUGUCAUAGCGGUUCUGUUCUCGAACUCUCCCAUGUCUACCGCCUUGACGAGUCCGGCCAUGUUCUGCUGCUAGACAACAUCAAAACCGGGCUCCGCCUCGCCAGCUCCGCCGCCGGCCUCCUCCAAGGCGGAUUCACAAGGGAGAAAGUACGUGACGCCCAGGAACUUUUAGGCGGCGCGAAGUCCUUUUUCAGCUCGUUCAGCCGAUUGGGAAGCGGCAACGCCGACGGACUGGACGAAGAAGCGAACUCGGACUACCCCGAAGAAGCGCGGCAGGCGAUCCUGUACUCAGGGUGCCGAGACGACCAGACAUCCGCGGAUGCGUCGAUCGCAGGGGCGGCGACGGGGGCGAUGAGUUGGGCGUUUUUGAAGGUUAUGAGGGAGUUUGAUGGGCAGCAGAGUUAUGUGGAUAUCUUGAGGAAUACGCGGGAGUUGUUGGUGCAGAAUUAUUCGCAGGUGCCGCAGUUGAGUUGCGCGGGGGAGAUUGAUCUGGAUAGCUCGUUUCAAUUGUAGGGGUAGGGAACGGGUAGCUGAUGACUGUGAUGAGAUGAUGAACAGCAAGGGUUUAUUAGAAAACAAAUUAUGAGAUUUAUGUCCAGGGAAAUAUUUCUGGGGUGUCUAUAGGUAGUCUAUACGUGUCCAUCAUCUUACAUCAGUCGUGAAUGCUGCGAUAGGGAAUGUUCUUGAGUCGAUCCUCAUUGUUUGCCCUUUAGCCACAGCCUCCGUUCCUAUUCCCGUACACCAGCAGGUAAUAGACGAUGCAUAAUGGCCCCAAUGACAACUGCUGUAAGCGAACCACUCCACUGUGCGUAGUAGUAUGUCCAAUUACCACUCACAGCCAUAAGACCAAAGCACCUAGCAGGGUUGAGUG